GAAGCUCCGGGCCUCGUCUUCCGAUAUGAGCGGAUCUCGGGCCCCCCCCUCGGCGUCUGCGGGGGGAUCGGCUGGGAUCGCAGGUGAUGCCGGAUCCGAGGCGGUAUGCAUGGGGGUGUCGGUGUCCACACUGUCCCGGUCGUUCGCCUUCUGGUCAAGUCCUGAGUCACCGUCGCCCUUCCUGCCCUUGCGUCUUGCCUUGGCCGCCUUCCUCUCUGCGAUCUCCUUGAGCUUCUGCCUGAUCUCUGCCUCGCGGGCAUCGAGCUUAGCGUCCGUCUCUGCCUCCUGCCUCCUCUGUUCUGCGCGGAGGUUCUCCUUGUACUCUUGGAACUUCUGCUUGUUCUCCUGCUGCUGGCGCUCCCUCUCCGCCCGCUCCCUGGGCGUCAGGGCCGGGCCGUCGCCGUCGUCGGGGUGGUCCGGCGGCUGGCCCGUCCGCUGCCGCUUGGCCGCGGCCUCGGCAGCCUCGAGGUCUUCGAUCAUGCGGCGGCGGCCGGCCGACAUGGCCUCGAGCUCCAGCUGCUUCUGGAGCAGGGCCCGGCGCAGGCCAUCGUACUUUUUGCGCGCCUCGUCGUCGGUCAGGAUGUCGCGCGCGUGCUGGUACGUCUCGUACAGCUCCUUGUCGAACUUGUCGCCCGCCUUAUCUGGGUGGUAUUUUAAUCCGGUGCGCCUCCACGCCUUGCGUAUCUGGUCCGUGUCGGCCGUGAAGGCCUCGACGCCGAGGAGCUCGUAUAGGUCGCGCUUCGGCGCGUAUUCGGCCGCCAGGGCCGUGAGGCGCGCCGAUUGGUCCAUGGCUCCGGGUUUUGAUGAGUGGCUUCGGUGCUGCGCGCGAGUGUGUACGGUGACGGAGGCUCGAUUGCGCAGGCUUUUGUGCCUGCUUUGGGCUGUGUGGGAAGUUGAAGUGAGGUGGCGUGGGUACGUGGGAAGGGGCGCUGGUGCAUGUGAGGUUCCUGGAUCGAGUUGUGGGCGCCGCACAGUGCCAAGCUAAAAGGUACGGCCGUUCUGACUCUGCUAAUUAGAACCUCAUUCUCAGCUUGCGUACCUAUGUAUAUAGUCUCUCCCAUUUCGGCUCUCUCUAUCGCUCUCCUCGCCCUUUUCUCCUCUCUAUGGUCUACCCUUCCCAGUUUCUCUUUGCUUUCCCCCACUAUCUUUUGUGUUGUGUUUAAAACCUACUGUACCUUGUGUUUGCUUUCUUGUUUCUCAGUUUUAGUUGUUUCUCUUUAUGGGCACUUUCCAUUUCCUCUCGCUUAUUCACACCGCCAGCUUUAUUUCUUUCCUUUCUCAAUAGGAAGUUAGAACCCGACUCAAAUAAAGCCAGGCAACAAUGCGAUGCCAUCUCUGGGUGUCUGAUUAGCCGCCUGGCAAGUAUUUGGGGCUGAUACCUUGGACAGGGAUCCAUCGUCAAUUGAGCGGGUGGGGUGGACCUAUCUGCGGAGCAGAGACGCGCGCAGAUGUGGAGCUAAAAAAAAAAGCUGGGCGCGGGCGGUCAAAAAAAAUCUGCCCCUCCGGUGCUUUGCGUGCUUGUCGGAGCUGCUUUUGUGCAUCGAACAAAUUUCGGACAAGUCAACAGCCCGCAAACACCACGAACUAAAUCCUACGUUCGCGACUUGUCGAGAGAGGGAGAUGGCGACGUCUCUCGCUGCGCAGCUGGCGCAGAUCGCCGCCAAUUCCCGGAGCUCUCUCAACGUUAGGGCGCAGAAGGCGGCGCACUCCAAGUCCCUUCUUUUCGAGCCUGGCGUCGCCGCGAAACAGAGCUACCAGACCGUCUACGCCGCCUGCCACGCCGGAUUUGUGGAACUUUGCCAGUUGGAUGCCCGCUUCUCCCAGUUCUCAGCAACUCUGUUCAGCGAGCAGAGCCAGGAUGAGGAUCGCACGCAGUUGAGCGCCGCCGAAAAUGCCGAGCUGGACCGGCGCAUCGAGUACUUCUUGCGCCUGGUCGGAGGCCGCCUGAGGCUUUUGCCGGCCGUGAAGGCCGUCGAGUGGCUCAUUCGGCGCUUUAGGGUCCACGAAUACAACACCUCGAUCCUCCUCUCGACUUUCCUUCCGUACCACACCAUACAGGUCUUCACCACCGUCCUAUCAAUCCUCCCACCCGAUCUUCCUAACGAAUUCCGGUUUCUUGCGCCCUACGUUCGCUCUCUGACGGCACCGCCUCGAGCCGCCAUCGUAUACCAAGCGACGCACCGCCCCGAGUUCCUUGCCGCCUUCACGGCGUACACCCUCGAUGCGUGCAAAGCCCAGCAGCAAUAUCCUGCGCUUCUAUCGUUCUGGGCCGGCAUCCUCACAGAGGCCAUCAAUGGGAGGAUUGAUAUGGGCCGCUCGGGAAGGAAAGGCGUUCAGCUGGACAACAACCUGGCUUUGUUACAGCUGGUCGGCCCCCCUCUUGGCGAGGCCUUGGUGAUGAAGAAGGUCCCCGGCGCCCAGAUCGCUGCAUACACGGCCGUUGCCAUUCUCGCGGCAAAGGCAAACUUCGGCGACAAGCCACUGUCGGCAUUUAUGGAGCAGCUCGCUCUAGGCUGGACGACGGAGACACUCCGGCCUGGCCUGGUCUGUUUAUCCGUGAUUGCGCAACAGAGGUCAGCAAAGCAGCUGUCAGGAAAGGUUACCAAGGCUCUACGGAAGGUCGAGGACUUGCCUCAGCUCCUCCUCGAUGUGUCGAAGCAAUAUCGGGUUGACAAGCUCGCAAAUGGCUUGGUGCUGGCCCUUGUCGACCGCUUGUCCAAAAAGGGCGACGCCGGGGGUCUGCCCAUCCUCAAAUCAAUUCUUCUCACUGGCCUUCUGCAGGAGAAGCAGGUCAUUGUGGCCUUCAAGGCACUGCUUGUGGCGGCGCACAAGAUCACGGAUGAGGUUGACGAGGACGGAUCUGUAAGAAAGCAGCUGGGAUCAGUUCUGGUCACGCUGUCACAGAGCCCCGGGGCCACAGGGAAUAUUGUGCGUCAGGUCAUCGAAGAUGUUGACUUCGACAUCGAGGAACUCGAGCUGAAACUCGACACUUCGUUUGGUCCUCGCAAGCUUCUCCAAGGCAGCCCUGAUGAGGCAGAGGAGGAUGCUUCUGAAGCCGCCGACGAGCCCCGUGAGAGCCUGGAGGUUGCAGUCAAGCGGCUCUCGGUGAUACCUCGCCCUGGUCCCUCGUUCUUGUCCAAAAAGCUGGAUGGGUUUUUCGAUGAGCUUUGCGGGGUUUUGCUCUCUGUUGCAUCCGACUCGGAAGACCUGGUCAAGUUUGACGAAGAUCCCAUUUUGUGCCGCCAAGCCGCACACGAGACGACCUCGUAUUUCAGCUUUUGUAUGAGGGUCUGGUGUGGCCCUUAUCCGACGCGUCUCCGGAGCACUGCGCUUGACAUGGCCAAGAGGAGAUUGAAGCAGGAGGACUGCUCAAAGACGGAUUUUCAGGCCAUGAUCCCGUACUGUCUGGCGGCCCUGAGCGAUCCGGCAAAGAAAGUCAGACGCUCAGCCGCAGAUCUCCUGGUCGUGCUUGGCGCGGUGCACCCGGAAUCGCCCACACAGGCCCCGCGACAGUCCCGCUGGGCCUCCUCUCAACUCUACGAUAAUGAGCGGGAUGGUAUCAAGUGGAUGACCCCCGAGGCGACCAGGACGCUGCUUCAUACCGUUGUGGUUCCUGCCCUUGAAGAGUCGAUCCUCCACGAGGAGAACGUAUCCAACGUCCUCAAAACCUGCCUCGAGGGCUCACCCAAAACCUCAAAAGAAGCAGCUGAUAAGAUGGCUUCCACCCGCAUUUCCUCCGCCAUCCGGUUGUCCAUCUUCACGUUUUUGACUAGUCACGUCGUUCUCAGCCCUCUCCUAACAGUCAAAUUGCGACUUCUCAAGCCCCUCAACCACGUCAAGAGCGUGUCCAACACCUCGCGCACGCAAUUACUCCUCCCGCUCCUGAAGUGGUGGACUAAACUCCCGCCAUCAGAGGCUCUCGAGCUGUGUAACCAGGAGCAGCUCGUACAGAAGCAGAUCGACACGGCCUGCGCCGAGAUCGUUGUGCCGAGCGACAAGGAUGGGAUGGAGUACCUGUGUAAGCUGCUCAGGAGUUCGCAAGUCCAGGAGCGUGAUUUCCUGGUCGAGACCGUGUUUGCGCGCCUGAGGAAAAUGUGGACAUCCAUGAAGGGAGAGGCAAGAUACCGCCUGGCGCAUACCAUGUUGGACCUGGUGCAUGGGUCCACGUCCGCCCAAGUGGAACUUGGCGUUGUUACUGAGGAGGCGGCCGAUUUCCUCAGGAGUGUGGAUCUGACGACAGACAUACUCAACUCCUUCCUCGAGUCCCUGCAAGACAUCCCCAAGAUCACAGUGGACUCUCCGGCAAACAAGCGCAGACGCGCCAGCUCGUCGGAACAUAGCCGGGGAGCGACACCGCAGGCCACAGGGGCGCUCAAGGCGGCCCUAAACAAGGUCACGUUUGUUCUCCAGCUUGUUGAGGGCUCCGCACCGGCCGAACAUCCCGAGAUCCUUCAAGGCCUCUUCAUGACAUUGGCGGACCUCCAGGUGCUACGGUCACUCGUCGGUUCUGAGCUCGGCUACCUGCAGAACCUGGUGCUAAGCAGCCUGCUGGCCAUGAUGCCGACGUACAAGACCAACAAGUCGCUGAAGAUCGACACCUCGGUGGGGCACGGAGACGUGCUCGUCCAAUGCAUCCAGAAGUCGUCCAGCCCUGCUGUCCAGAACUCAGCACUACUGCUGGUGGCCAGCCUUGCAAACACGGCACCUGACGUUGUGCUCCACAGCGUCAUGCCCAUCUUCACCUUCAUGGGUGGCUCUGUGCUGAGGCAGAGUGAUGACUACUCGGCGCACGUGGUUGUCCAGACCAUCAAGGAAGUCGUGCCGCCGUUGAUAGAGACCUUCCGCAAGAGCCGCAGGAACCUGGUGGCAAGCGCCUCGGAGCUGCUAUCGAGCUUUGUCACCGCCUACGAGCACAUCCCCCCGCACCGGAAGCAUGAGAUGUUCAUCUCUCUGAUUGAGAAUCUGGGCCCCAAGGACUUCCUCGCGCCGCUAAUCGCCAUGCUUGCGGACAAGUACGGGACAACUGACAGCACAAUCACCUUCGCUAAGGAUCUGAUGAGCUCGUUUGACGUCGAGAUCCAGCUCCAUUCGUUGGCCGUGCUGCUGGACCUGAUCAGCGACAUUUUUCAGCCAAAACCGGCACUGUCGGCGGCCCUGCUGAGCAAGAACACGGACGGCGAACAGGAUCUGCAGAAAUCGGCGCUUAAGGAGCUCACGCUACUGCCAAGACUGCUCUCGAGCCGGCAGCUCCGGACCGAGGUUUCGAAGCUGGCGGAGCGCGACGACAUGGAGGCGGCAAAGAUCAGAGAGCUCUAUGCAUCGCUCCUGGAAAAGGUCCUGACGCUCGCCGAGACGGUCAAGACGAAGAAGCCGAUGCAUGCACGCUGCAGCGACGCGCUUGCCAGUCUUCUGGAUCUCCUCUCGAUCGGCGAGUUCAUCAAAGCGGUCGAGAACCUCCUUGACCGGCCAAGCAUCAGCCUCCGCCAGAAAGUGCUCAAGACGCUCGAGGUGCGGGUGGAUCAGGAGAGCAUUGGGGACUCGGAAUCGAGAGCGGUUCUCCUCGCGUUCCUGCCGCAACUCACUGCCGUUGUUCGCGACUCGAACGACAUACACUACAAGCACACGGCCGUGGCAUGUGUGGACAAGAUCGCGGAGAAGUACGGCAAGAAGGAUCUCGAGGCCGUCACGGCGGCUGCAUCGACCAUCGCCAGCGACUGGUGUCUGGGACAACAAGACAAGCGCCUGCGUGUCAUGGCGCUUUUGUGCCUCGCCUCGCUGGUGGAUGUUCUUCAAGACGCCAUUGUCCCGGUGCUCCCUGCGGCCUUCCCCAAGGCCCUAGCCUACCUAUCCGACAGUCUACAAGGCGAACCUGACCAGGAGCUGCACGAUGCCGUCUUCGCAUUUGCGGCAUCGCUUGCAGAACACAUUCCCUACAUGAUGACCGAGUCUUAUAUCGGGCAGCUGCUGGCCAACUCGAACCUGUCUGCCGAGGCCGGUCUUGGCGAUGGGUCCAACGAGAGCAGGCUUGAUUGCCUCCGCUUUCUGGCCAAGCAGGUCGACGCCAACGUCAUGCUUGCGGCAAUGGAACGGAACUGGGACCUGGCCGUGGAUGCGGGCUUUUCGGCCGUCGACGAGUACCUGACACUGAUGGGGAUUAUCAUCGACAAGCAUCCCAAAUCGGUCGUCUCCAAGCACGUCACACCGCUUGGCGCCAUAUUCCUUCGUGGGCUUGACCUCAGGCGACAUGUUCAAACGAGAGAUACGGUCAGCAUCGCGGCUCUCGCUAAGCUGUCGGCCAUGGAGGCUCUCAUCAACGACGUGGCGCUCAAGAUGAUCUACAAGCUGAAUGACGCGACAUUCCGGCCCGUAUUCGGCCAGCUGAUGGAGUGGCUCACGAGCGGGCUGCCCAAGAGCGACAAGGCGGGCAAGGUUCUGAGGCGGCAGAGCGUCUACUGCUUCCUGCUGUCCUUUUUUGACAACCUCAAGUCUAUUGUGACGAGCUACGCGUCCUACAUUUUGGAGGACGCGGCCGACGUUCUGAAAACGGUCGACCCGAAGAACAUGGAGGAGAGGGAGCUGUGGCAGCUGGUGCUGAAGACACUGACUAAGUGCUUCGAACACGACCAGGAUGGAUUCUGGCAGGUGCCUGCGCACUUUGACGCGGUGUCCGAGGUGCUGACGGACCAGCUCGAGCAGGCGGCAGCGCUGGACCCGUCGGGCGGUGGCGACCCGGCGGUCAUCGCGGCCCUCGUGGAGCUGGCGGUGGCAGCAGACUCGCGGGAGCACCGCAAGCAGCUGAACUCGUCGGUGCUGCGGCGGUUGCGGUCGGGGUCGGCGGCAGAGCGGCUGGCUGGCGUGCGGUGCGAGCAGGCAUUGACGGAGCGGCUGGGCGAGGACUGGCUCGAGAUGCUGUCGGAGAUGCUGCCGUACAUCAGCGAGCUGCAGGACGACGACGACGAGGCGGUGGAGCGCGAGACGCACCGGUGGAUCGGCGGGAUCGAGUCCGUCCUGGGUGAGAGCCUGGACUCGAUGCUGCAGUAGUCGUCACACAAAUAUUGCUGUCGACUACCCACCUGCCUGCCGCGUGUCUACCAGCUACCGUCUUUUGUUUAUAUGGAACCAUCAAGGUGGUUGAGCAUGGCAUGCGAUGUAUUUUGCUACAGCAUAAAAGCUGUCGCCUGGCUGGCGAGGAGCACAUAGAUGAGGGAAAUACCCUGCACAUGACUGUCCACAGAGGACAGCCGAGCACAUGGUUGUACAAUUUAUUUUUGCCUGUCGUUCCUUGUGACAAAUAUGUAUACCGUGACUGGGCA
Gaeumannomyces tritici R3-111a-1 is the source of this 7313-nucleotide messenger RNA. Its product is annotated as U3 small nucleolar RNA-associated protein 10. Lineage: Eukaryota; Fungi; Ascomycota; Sordariomycetes; Magnaporthales; Magnaporthaceae. Gene Ontology annotation, cellular component: small-subunit processome; t-UTP complex; 90S preribosome. Bases 1621 to 7041 code for a protein of 1806 amino acids. Gene Ontology annotation, molecular function: snoRNA binding. The record is from RefSeq and is a predicted model, not a curated record. Gene Ontology annotation, biological process: positive regulation of transcription by RNA polymerase I; maturation of SSU-rRNA from tricistronic rRNA transcript (SSU-rRNA, 5.8S rRNA, LSU-rRNA). The transcript is spliced from 3 exons.